Molecule: messenger RNA, 3126 nt
Organism: Linum trigynum
Lineage: Eukaryota; Viridiplantae; Streptophyta; Magnoliopsida; Malpighiales; Linaceae
Source: the annotation of a GenBank genome assembly
UAUAUACAAAAUAAUUUGAUUUAAAUUCCAGUCUUCAUUUUGGGUUCGAACUUGCUCUAAUUUUGGGACCAAGAAUCCCUCCGGGCUGUAAAAGUAAAAGUGUACUCGUGUCCAUGCUCCAUGCAAGCCGCGCUUUAUUCUUCUAGAGAGUCGCAAACCAAACCGGGAAAAGGAAAGGAAAGGAGAUAAUUAUAGCGAAGAUCCGAGUGAGUGACAAGUGCUGGUUUUUGGCUUAACCGGGCCGCUUCCACUUUCCGUCCUUCCUUCAAACAUCUCCCACCGAGUAGAAGAUUCUUAAUCUGGUUUGAGCCCCUCUCUUGAUUAGAUCUCGUUCUCUUCCAAUUCGAUCCUCACUAUUCUGCUGGUUUUCUGUCCUACUGCAGCAGGGCAGCGUCGGAGCACGAGAAGAUGUUUAGGAUUCUCACGCAGAGGGUUUUGGGACAGUCGCUGCUGCAGCAGGGGAUUCGCCCUGGAGCUGUUGCUUCGGCUUCGAGAUGUUUCGCUUCCGCUGCAAAAGAUUUAACUGUAAGAGAAGCCCUGAACUCUGCACUUAAUGAGGAAAUGUCAGCUGACCCACGUGUGCUUUUAAUGGGUGAAGAGGUUGGAGAGUAUCAGGGUGCAUACAAGAUAACGAAAGGGCUACUGGAUAAGUACGGACCUGAUAGGGUCCUCGAUACCCCAAUCACAGAGGCUGGUUUCACCGGAAUCGCUGUUGGUGCUGCUUACCAUGGUCUCCGCCCUGUGGUCGAGUUCAUGACCUUUAACUUCGCAAUGCAGGCGAUUGACCAUAUCAUCAACUCUGCUGCAAAGACGUAUUACAUGUCAACUGGACAGAUAUCUGUGCCUAUAGUCUUCAGAGGACCUAAUGGUGCUGCUGCUGGAGUCGGCGCUCAACACUCUCAGUGUUAUGCAUCAUGGUAUGCAUCCUGCCCUGGGUUGAAAGUGCUGGCGCCAUAUUCGUCAGAAGAUGCACGUGGACUGCUCAAAGCUGCAAUAAGAGACCCAGAUCCUGUUGUUUUCCUCGAGAAUGAAUUGCUGUAUGGUGAGGCAUUUCCUGUUUCCGCUGAAGUACUUGAUUCCAACUUUGCUCUUCCUAUUGGGAAAGCCAAGAUAGAGAGGGAAGGAAAAGAUGUGACUAUCACAGCUUUUUCAAAGAUGGUUGGCUUUGCUCUCAAGGCUGCUGAGAUACUUGACAAGGAAGGAAUCAGCGCUGAGGUGAUAAAUUUGAGAUCAAUUAGGCCAUUAGAUCGAGCCACGAUAAAUGCUUCAGUCAGGAAAACCAACCGACUGGUGACUGUCGAAGAAGGGUUUCCUCAGCAUGGCGUUGGCGCUGAGAUUUGCACAUCUGUGGUUGAGGAGAGUUUCGGUUAUUUGGAUGCACCAGUGGAGAGGAUCGCCGGGGCUGAUGUUCCAAUGCCAUAUGCAGCUAAUUUAGAGAGGUUGGCGCUCCCACAGGUUGAGGACAUUGUUCGUGCAGCAAAAAGGGCUUGCUACAGGUCGGUUCCAAUGGCUGCAGCUGCUUGAGUCGGCAUGGAUUUGAGCCAUGACAUCGCUUUUUUAAAACGAAAGGUUAGUUCCUAUGUUCUUACUCUGGCCUGGCCAAAAUGACUCAUGACCCAAAGUGACCCGUCUCGUGACUGUCUAUAUGAACUGUAGAAGUUUAGACCAGAACCUAAUCCACUUGUUCAGCAGUGUUCAUUAGAUUAGUGAUUUUGCUGUUUAGCGCAAUCAUGUUAUCCACAAUGUCCCAAUCCACCAUAGCCUACCGGCUACCGCCAAGUCUAGGUACAUUGUUUCAUUGUGCCUUGACCUGAUCUGUUUACCUGGUCUUGUCGUCUCCGUCGUUAAAAUGUAAAAACACAUGGUCUUUGGUCUAGGAUAUGGUUGACACAAAGAAAACAGAGACUAAAUCUGACUUUUGUUUGUUCAGGUACACAGAGAGAUUUGUAUAGCUUUGGCCGUCAUCUCAUCCUCAGAUUCUCCCUCCUCCUGGUAGAUGGGAGGAAGGGUGAAGGAAGGAGAAUGGAGCAGCCAUCAAAUAAUACACACACGUGCGGGAGAUAGUCUAGCUAGACUGCAGCAUCAGAAGAGAGAAUAAUAAAUCCUUUUGUUUUUCCGGCUUUACCUGUAUCUAGAUAUCUAAUGAAUCGUGUAAGAAAAACAAAGAAGCCUUUGGAGAUGACGGGUGUAAUGACGCGUGAUGCAGAUAAGAGAAUGUGAUGGAGCUCAUCACCAUUAUAUAAUAUCAGACUUUUAUUUCAUUUUCUGGUGGCCGUAUGUUUGUUUACAUAAGCAGCAAGCAAAUUGUGGGGUGAAGUGGAGACCAAAGUUGGAUCCAGCGGCAGUUGAAUCAAAUCGUUGACUAGAGUGAAGGGGUUAGGGGUAACGUUCUAAAUAGGCUAUAUGAUUGAUUUGCCCCUUCCCCAAGACUUCCAUUCCUUUUCUGCGUGGCUGCUAACUCUAUAGCUUAGUUCAUUUGCAGUCUUUUCUUUGCCGUGUAAGUUGUAACAUGCAAGCAUUUGACGAAGGGAAGAAACAGACAGAAAUGUAAGUUGUAACAUGUAACAUGCAGUCUUUUCAAGCUUAGUUUAUCGGUCUUUUCCAUUUCAUGUGGCGAAGAGUUUGACGGAAGAAACAGAAAAAGGAACCAAGGGAAGAAUUUUCUUGCAAGCAGUACCAAACAAAUGAGAAGAAACAAACGAGGAGACUAGUUGGACUCUGUCGAGUCUCAUGGGUAUGGGUUGUGUCUGGUUCAAGACAUGAGCACCUAGCUUCUUCUUCGAUUAGCAUCUUCCCCAUGACUGAAAACAGUGGCGAAUGGCCCUUCCUUGACUAAAUUGUACCCUAACAAGUUUUUUUCAUAGGCGAUGUUGGUUUUGAGGUGGUUCGAGAUUCAGGUUUUUAAGUUAUGCUUUUUUCACUCCGUUAUUGCUAAGUUUAUUAACCACUCUUUUAGUGCCUAAUUACAUUUUGGAAUGUAUCAAAUGUCCAUGAAGUUGGCACAAAUAUGUGGAAGCCAAACACUAACAUUUGCAAGCCUUAUAUUCGUCAUAAUAUUCAUCUAGUUUGAUUUUGCUAAGAAAAGAAAAAAGAAAAAUACUCCACGACUAAACAUGACACUGAUAU